Messenger RNA from Neodiprion virginianus, 3821 nucleotides. Its product is annotated as esterase E4-like. The coding region runs from base 1912 to 3696 and encodes 594 amino acids. The transcript has 7 exons. The record is from RefSeq and is a predicted model, not a curated record. Lineage: Eukaryota; Metazoa; Arthropoda; Insecta; Hymenoptera; Diprionidae.
AGCAACUAACGUGUCACAUUGGGUGACUUAAGGGUCGUACGCCACGUAAGCAGACGAGGAAGAUAACGGGCUGUUGCAGAGGCAUUGGCAUAACCCCAUGGCAUGAGGUGGAUUGUGAAGGUGGGCUCGCUUGGGAAACAUCGGAUAGUAGCGGGAACAGACAACUAAGCACAUGCGCCGAGGACAGCAGAGCGCAUGCGCCGACGAUGGGCGAGCAACCGGGAGAAAGAAGAGGGGGAAGAAGCCUAAGGCCAACAGCGGCAGCGGCAAUUUCAGUCUCAGUUUUGGUUCACACUUUGUACUACGCACAAGGGAAGCCUCCCCAAAUAAAGAGAAUACACUGCCAACCUAACAUUUUCGUCUCGCUGACUCGCUCUUCCUCCACCCACGUACUCCGUCUUACUCGUGGGCAGGUCGUGCGAAUAACAAUAUUGUUAAAUCAUGUCAAAACACCGUUCUUCGAAUUUUUUUGCUUGCCAAAAACCCAUCAACUCGUACAAUUUUCAAUACUCUGGUUACCGAUUUUUUUGCGUUUUCGGGAGAAUAUUUCGAACAACCUCUCGUUCGGAUUUCUAGGUACCUCCUUCAUUUCAAAAAUAGCAAUGCUUAGAAGAAUAAUGAAAUAUUCGAAAAAUGUUAAGAUCUAGCCAUGCAAGUGAUCGUUCCAAGUGGCCUGGAUACUGUGUUUAAUAGAAGACUUAAUCGUCAGACACUGAACCCGUCGCAUGGGACAGCCGUGCAACAUAUUUUCGUUGUUUAAAUUCAGUCAAACACAACCCCGUUAGGUGAAUUAGCAGUACUAUGCAAUCCGAUGUUUACAUGAUCCUGAAAUUGAUCGAGGUCACUUGAACGGUUUCGAUCCACCAAUCGCAAUGACUCUGUUGUGUCGGAGCAUAAAGCUAUCGUUUCUAGUACGUUUACUUCAUCAGCCGACUAUUUUGUUCAUCAGUAUAAAGUAAUCAAGAAAUACUCCUGCUCAUACACUAUUAAUCGUUCUAAUGAAUUAUCUGUGUCUAAUCAAAACUUACAGCGCAAACAAGACUACAUAAUAAGAUGUUCAAACUGCAUAAUCAUUUCUAUAAAAGAAACAAUGUAAGAAGAAAUCCAAUUAAGAGUAAUAUUUAUUACGCAGAACACAACUGUGAGCAUAAGGGGUUAAAGCACAAUUUAACUAUGUAAUUUUGAUAGUAGCAGCUUUAAUGAUAAUUGGAAACGCUGAAUAGAGAGUUCCCGUCCUUUUUUGUACUGGGUGUUUUAAAUUUUUACGUCUAAUCAAACAAUAUUUACCGCCAAUGAGUCAGGGACGAUUAGACGGACUGUACAGUAUAUCGAUUGAUUACGAUGUUGCUAAUGAACCAGAUCUUGACAGAGUAAUUCAGGAUGUCACAGUUUUGAAAGCGGGAAGGUUCACAUGAUUACGACUACACCAUAAUUACAUAAUCUGUUCGUGUUAUUGUGAAAUCCUCUUAUUUUUAGCAAUCAUUUGUACCUUUGAUUAUCAUAUAACUUGAGUGAAUAAUAACGGGAAUUAAAUAUUUGAUUGUUCUAUGUGUGCACUUAUAUGGGCGCGGCUUUGUAUGACUUGACACGCAUGAAAAAUGGCCUUCGAACCGGCGCUGCUCGGCUUUAUUAUUCUGUUAUCUCACAUGUAAAUCCAAUGUCAUCAAACUACUUAAUAACAAAACAUACAUUAUAAAAUUUGUAUAUACACUUGAUUUUAUUGGACCACUUGACAAGGUGGAUUUAAUUCCUGUCCGCAUUAUAUGUUGAGAUUAGGUUGCGAAUUAAAUUCAAGGCGUUGCUACCAAACUACAUUGUCUCUAAUUAUGACAGGACAUCUUUUCUUCUCGCAAGAUAAAAUGACUCAGACUGGUCUCUUUGGCGAGCAUCACUUAGUGACAGACAGUAACCAUGGCUAUACGUACGAUUGGCUCGCGCUCGUGCUGUUAUAUAGCAGCCGCGUGUCUGCUGGUGGCUCUUUUGCUAAUCGCUUUCCUGACAAUCUUUGGUGUUAUUCCAAUUAAAAAUGGGGACAUUCCCGCUGGCGAGGAUUGGAUGCGUCCGGAAACGACGAUAACUCAAGGAAGACUCAGAGGUAUAAAUAUGGCCACACACCUUGGCAGAAGAUUCGCUGCCUUCAUUGGAGUUCCGUUUGCCGAGCCACCGAUUGGAGAUCUCAGGUUUAAACAAGCCGUACCGGCGGGUCCUUGGAACGGGACUCUAGAUACCGGCCGCAUGCCUAACGCAUGCAUUCAGGGAAUGAACGAGCUUCAGAAGGAGACAAAGCUCACGGGGGAUGAGGACUGCCUCUAUCUCAAUGUCUAUACGCCGCGGCUUCCUAGUAGCCAGAAUGCUACGUUACUGCCAGUGAUGGUCUUCAUCUAUGGUGGACAAUUCACGUAUGGAAUGAGCACUCCUGACCAACACAGUCCAGAAUUUCUUCUUAAUAAGGACGUGGUUCUCGUAGUUCCGAACUAUCGUUUGGGAAUACUAGGAUUUUUGAGUACCGGCGACGAAGUAUCGCCGGGAAAUAAUUUACUCAAAGAUAUAGCUGAAGCUUUGAGAUGGAUUCAACGAAACAUCAAGUAUUUCGGUGGUGAUCCAAAUAAAGUAACGCUCUUCGGUGGAAGUUCAGGCGCCACCUGCGUUCGCCUUUUAACCUUAUCUCCUUUAACAAAAGGACUCUUUCACCAAUUCAUGACACACAGUACACCGCAACUCUAUCCUCCUGUUCCUGAACCAUAUACGGUGGCCGCCACUCGAGCCACGAAGUUGGGCGAAUAUCUUGGUUGUCCAACCAACACGUCAACCACCCUUGUUAACUGUCUGAGGACUUUCAAUGGGUCAUACUUGUACGAUACAGACGUGCUGUUAAAGGAUGAAAGAACGGCCAGGCCUACUGUUUGGUAUCCUGUAGUCGAACCUGACGUAGAAGGUGCACUUUUCACGGAUACUCCAGGGAAUAUCAUUGCCAAUGGAAAACAGCACGAUUUGCCGUGGGUGGCCCUUGUAACUAAGGAAGAAGGAAUUGUUGUAACUGCAGUGUACUAUGAUGAGCCAGACUUGUUCCAGCAAUUUUUAGACAACGUUGACUCUCACCUAAUCAGCUUCUUGAGACACGACGUUUGGUCAGCCGAUGUCGAUGCCCAAACUGCCGCUCUUAAGUCUCGUUACUUGAACGAUCUAACUGCAGACAGAAAAUUGCUACUACACAAUUUGACUGACAUCAUAACCGAUUACGAGUUUACCUACUUCAAUUACAACGAGGUCAGACAACGUGCAAACAACUCUGCUUACAAGAGUCCCGUAUACUUUUGCACUUUUGACUACCGAGACAGUUUCAGCUAUACCUAUAAGUUUACUGGUAGUAACCCGGAGAAUUUGGGCCCGACGCACGGAGAUGAGUUUAUUUACCUCCUUCCUGGACCACGGGAAAUGUUUGGGCCACCAGGCUCUGAAUAUAGUGAGACCGAUUUGAAAAUGCUCGACGCUAUGGUGGAGCUAUGGACAUCGUUUGCUACCAAUGGGUUGCCGACUACUGCAGCUCUCAAUGACAACGCGAUUUGGGAACCAUUUUCAUCAGACGAAAAAUAUCUUCAGAUCGGUAAUGGCAGCGAUCCUGGAAUUCAGCUUAAAAGUGGUUUUAACGAAGAGCGAAUGCAGUUUUGGGAAAAUUUCUUUGCUGCUAAAAAGUAGAUUUAGUUUGAACUGCGGUUCCCAAUCAGAAUUCGUAUUCUCUGUUUUAAAAUAGUCUUUUGUGACUUGCCCGUCAGGGAAAGUGAAAGAGAUGUAGGAAUAAAUAUUUGAUGCCUAUCUUUGAA